This is a messenger RNA of Boleophthalmus pectinirostris (great blue-spotted mudskipper), 2656 nucleotides long. RefSeq names its product solute carrier family 15 member 1-like. Gene Ontology annotation, molecular function: dipeptide transmembrane transporter activity. The record is from RefSeq and is a predicted model, not a curated record. Lineage: Eukaryota; Metazoa; Chordata; Actinopteri; Gobiiformes; Gobiidae. The transcript has 22 exons. Gene Ontology annotation, biological process: oligopeptide transport; transmembrane transport. Gene Ontology annotation, cellular component: membrane. The coding region runs from base 123 to 2189 and encodes 688 amino acids.
AUAAAGAAAAAGAAGUGCUCAAGAAGGAGAAGAGAGGCAAGGGUCCAGUCAUAUGUGGUUACCCCCUCAGCAUUUUCUUCAUAGUAGUUAAUGAGUUCUGUGAAAGGUUUUCUUACUAUGGCAUGCGAGCUGUACUUGUGCUGUACUUUAAGUACUUUUUGAAUUGGAAUGAUGAUUUUGCAACAUCCAUCUAUCAUGUCUUUGUGGCCCUUUGUUAUUUGACUCCAAUCCUGGGGGCCAUUGUGGCAGAUUCAUGGCUAGGAAAGUUCAAGACUAUCAUAUACCUGUCCAUUGUGUACGCUUUGGGUCAGAUCGCGAUGGCCAUCAGUGCCAUCCAUGACAUCACUGACCAAGACAGGAACGGGACUCCAGACAACAUGACCUUUCAUGUGGUGCUGUCUAUGGUGGGCCUCUUCCUGAUUGCUCUGGGCACUGGUGGGAUUAAACCUUGUGUGGCGGCCUUUGGUGGAGACCAGUUUACUAAUGAACAGGAAAAUCAAAGAAGAACAUUCUUCUCUGUCUUCUACCUGUGCAUCAAUGGAGGGAGUUUACUGUCCACCAUCAUCACUCCUAUCCUCAGAGCCCAGCAGUGUGGCAUCCACACAAAGAUGGAGUGUUAUCCUCUGGCAUUUGGUGUCCCUGCUGCGCUCAUGGUGGUCGCUCUAGUGGUGUUCAUUGUGGGAAGUCCAAUGUACUUCAAAGCAAAGCCACAGGGAAAUAUCAUGCUGGAUGUGUGCAAGUGUAUUGGGUUUGCUAUUAAGAAUCGCUACAGACACAGAAGCAAGCGAUAUCCAAAGAGAGAACACUGGAUGGACUGGGCAGAGGAGAAAUAUGGAAAACUUCUGAUAGCACAGAUCAAAAUGGCACUCAAGGUUUUGUUUUUAUACCUACCACUUCCUAUGUUCUGGACCUUGUUUGACCAAAAGGGUUCAAGAUGGACACUACAGGCUACCACGCUGAAUGGAGACUUUGGUGCAUUCAUAGUCCAACCUGAUCAGAUGCAGACAUUUAAUCCCAUUCUGAUUCUGACUUUGGUGCCAAUUAUGGAUAAUGUUAUUUAUCCCUUAAUUAAGAAAUGUGGCUUAAACUUCACACCCUUGAAGAGAAUGACAGUGGGCAUGUUUCUAGCAGCGAUGGCUUUUGUCUGUGCUGCUGUGGUCCAACUCCAGAUUGAUAAAACUCUGCCCACUUUUCCAUCAGCCUCCGAGAGCCAACUCAAACUACUGAAUAUGGCCCCGAACCAGAUCAGUGUUCAGUUACCUGGCAACUCCCCACUGCAGCUUUCACCAAAUCAGGCCAGCCCUGAGUACUACACAUUUGAUACCGACACCGUUACAGUUUCCAUAGGAAGUCCUCCUACUACCCGAACUAUUGCCCUGACGAAGGGCAAGCGUCAGACUCUUCUUAUUCCUGGAAAUCUGGCUAAUACGUGGGAGCUGACCAAUGAUUUAAUCUCUAAACCUGAAAAAGGUGCCAAUGCCAUUCGGUUUGUCAACGGCUUAAGUAUUCCAAUAAACAUUUCAACAGCUCAAGUAGAGUUUGGAAUCACUAACCCGUUUUUAGCCAGCAACUACUCGCUAUUAAAGAAUGGAAAGCAAACCUUCACCUUCCUCUCCGCUUCUGAAUCUUGUACUGUCGAGAAAGAAUUUGGCUUUGGAAGCUCCUACACUUACUUCAUCCCCAGUACUUUCACGUUCACAACAAAUUGUGGGGAGGUGAUUACUGAAGCAGAGGAGAUCAAACCAAACACAGUGCACAUGGCCUUGCAGAUCCCACAGUACUUCUUUAUUACUGCUGGAGAAGUCAUGUUCUCUGUUACUGGACUUGAGUUUUCGUAUUCGCAGGCACCAAGCAACAUGAAGGCUGUGCUCCAAGCUGGCUGGUUACUCACUGUUGCUGUUGGAAACUUUAUUGUCCUGAUUGUGGCUGAACUCGCUAAACUUCCCAAGCAGUGGACAGAGUACGUCUUAUUCGCCUCUCUGCUGGUGGCAGUGUGCUUCAUCUUCUCCUUCAUGGCCUAUUUCUACACCUACAUAGACCCUGCAGAGAUCGAGGCCCAGUUCACAGACAAAGUAAAACACGAUGAUGAUGAUGACGACGAAGAUAAACCCAGGAAAAACUCAAAGUCUGAAAUUGAGAUGGUGAAACAAAAAGAUGACCAUGACAACCCACACCAAACCAAAAUGUAAAUAUUUUGUAGCGCUGUUUUGUUUACCAUUUUGUAUUUGUAGAAACUUUAAAGGUGCACUGCCUGACUUUUCUGGUGGAGGGUCUGCUACCAGUUUGUCUCCAUGGCGAUGUUAUUUCUUUGAGUGGAAAGUUCCAUGGUACGACAUUAAAAAUAUCUAUCUAGCAUGUAUUAAUUACGGGUGUUUCUAUUACUCAAAAAUACAACAAUUCCUUCUGUGGAUAGGGGAGACUCUCCACAGAUCUGAAUUGUAAUGUAGCUAGAUAGGUUUAAUCUAUACUAUGGAACAUUCUAGACAAAACAAUAACAUUUCCAUAGAGACAAGCAGGUGGUGGACCCUCCGCUAAAAAUGUUAAACAGUGCACCUUAAGUAUAUAACAGUGCAUGUUUGGGAUUAUAAAAGUGAUUUGAAUCAUUAGCUGUCAUUGUUAUUUUAUUAUAUUGUAUUUGAAAUGACCAGAAAAUCAU